AUGGAUGGCGGCAGUGAGCAACACGGAGGCACGCGCAUCCUGGAGCUAGAUGGCGCAACACUGACGUUUGACCAGUUUUGUGAGUGCUGUCUCAAACCAAACUUCCCCGCCAUCAUUCGCCGUGCUGUUCCCGAAUGUGAGACGGACUCAACGGGGUGCUUUUGUUCCUCGCUGGAGCGAAUGAGGUCACGCCUCGCACCCAAGAGCCUGAUUGACGUAUAUGGGGAGGAUCAUCGUGUCCCAACGGCGGAAACCGUGACUGAAUCGCCCUCUAAUGUUGACCAAACUGAGUACAUGUUGUGCCGUACAAGGUCGUUGAGUGAGGUUAUGAAGUGCUGGCGCCAGAAUGAGAGAGUGUUGUAUUUGAAGGACUGGCAUAUGCAGCUGGACAGUGAGUCGCGUGCGACGACUUCCGACACUUCUCAAUUGAAGAUGGCAGGGUUGAAUAAGGAGCAACGUGUCAUGCACGGCGAUGGUCUUUAUCAGGUUCCCGCAUACCUGGGUGACGAUUGGAUGGAUAACUUCUGCCGGCGCUCACGAGCUGACAAAGUACAUUAUCACCAUUUUGGUGGUGCAGAUAGUGAUUAUCGUUUUGCAUACAUUGGGCCGCCUUCCAGCUGGACACCAUUACACUUUGACGUGUUUGGAACGUACUCCUGGUCACUAAAUGUGUGUGGGGAGAAACUGUGGUACUUUCCGUCGCCAGAGGGCAAUCAGCGUCUCCUGGAAAACAGCUUCUAUGGUCUGAUGUUGCCUAUUGACAUUCGCACCACUACAGAUGCUGAGCUGUGGGCAGUUCUGCAGCGUCCAGGGGAUCUUGUGUUUGUACCAAGUGGAUACCUGCAUCAGGUUCAUAAUGUAAGUGGCCCACGCUUUCCAUUACCCCUGAAAAACGCCGUGCGGGCUGAAAAUUCGGUGGAAUUUGAUACAUCCGAGAGUUUAGAUAGUACAGAAGCUGACAGUGUUGCCUUGGUGAUUUCUAUCAAUCAUAACUGGUGUAAUGAGUGGUGUGUUACGCGGAUGGUGGAGGCCUUUUGUCGCGACGCCAAUCGCAUACGACAACUCUUGACGGAGAAGGAUCGUAUCCUGCUUUUUGGCGACGACCUCGCGGCGUGGCACGACCAUGUGGAACAAUUGUUGAUUGGAGGCACCAAUUGGAAUUUUGCCUGCAUCCGUAGUUUCCUGAAGCACGGCCUUGCUAGCCUCAGCACGCACGAUUCUGGGUGUGGUGCGCAAGAGCGCCUGCGACGCAUCCUUGAAAAAUGCCUUGGUGAUGUUAAUGCCAUCGAGUUGCGCAUCACUCACAUUUGUAGAAAGUGA
Trypanosoma rangeli is the source of this 1320-nucleotide messenger RNA. RefSeq lists its product as uncharacterized. The transcript has a single exon. The coding region runs from base 1 to 1320 and encodes 439 amino acids. Gene Ontology annotation, cellular component: nucleus; cytoplasm. The record is from RefSeq and is a predicted model, not a curated record. Gene Ontology annotation, biological process: protein hydroxylation; positive regulation of translational termination; negative regulation of gene expression. Gene Ontology annotation, molecular function: histone H4R3 demethylase activity; sequence-specific DNA binding. NCBI's taxonomy places the organism in Eukaryota, Euglenozoa, Kinetoplastea, Trypanosomatida, Trypanosomatidae.